AUUUUCUGUUACUUUUUGCUUAAUUAUGAUCCAUCUGAUUUGUGUUGAAUUUUCUAUUCAUCUUAAUUACUCUGUGUCUUUUAAAAACAAUUCUCAUGUACAUCAUCAUUUAUUGAGUUAUACGCAUUAAUACUUAUGUGUUGAAUGGUUAAAACAUGAAAUGAUAGUUCUUUGAGAUCAUAAUUAAUUUGCCUAUCAAGACUUGUCAUUUUACAUGGUUUACCAACAAAUCAUCUGUCAGUAAUAUUCACUGUUUAUUAUUAUUUCUUUUUUAAUCCAUUUUUCAAUCCUCAAUUAUUAUUACUAAAUUUUAUCUCUAUGGAAUAAAUGCAAAAUUAACUAAUUAUGGCUGCCCCAAUAACUUUGGAAAAUUGUUAUGUUGCCUUACUAUCUAUGGCUGAAGGAUUCAGAACUUCCAAUCCACCCGACAUCAAAAGAAGUGUUCAAUGUCUUCAAGCAAUACUCAAUCUUCCCAUCGAUCACUACACUAUGGCUAAAACUCAUCUUCAAAUCGGCCAGUUAAUUAAUAAACAUGCAACAAACAUUGACAUAGCUUGUAAACAUUUUCAAGAUGCGUGGCAAUUAUCUCGUGAUAUACCCGGAGCAGAAGAUAUCAUGUUGGAAUCCAUCGCAAUGCUAGUGAAUAUCUAUGAAAAGCAGAAUGAGUUUAGAACUGCUAAAGAAAUAAUCGCCAAAGGAAUUGAAAAUUCAGCGAAUCAUGUUUGGUGGCAUUGUAAAUUUCUAUUUCAAAUAGCUCAAAUUCAUGCUAAAGAACAUGAUUACAUAUCAUCGGCCCAUGUACUUACAUCUGGAGCAGAUUAUGCCUAUAUAUCCGGCGCUUCUUACACAAGAAUACUGUUUCUAUUAAGCAAAGGAAUGAUGCAGUUAAUAGGCAGGAGCUAUGUGGAAGCUCAUAAAGCAAUAGUUAGUGCUCAACAGCUUCUCGAAGCAUGGCAAGGAAAUAAUCAACAAAAAGAAAGUUUGACCGUUUUCUUCCUAAUUUUACAAGUUUGCCAUCAUCUAAAUGCUGGAAAAGCCAAAAGUGCCAAAUCUCCUCUGAAAAUACUCCAACAAAGUAUUCAAAAUCUUUCAACUUAUGAUUCGAAAUCAGCAACAUUUUCUAUGACAGAUGAAGGCGGGUUUCAUUGGAUGCCGAAAGAGCAUAUGUGUGUUUUAGUUUACUUGGUAACUGUACUUCAUUCUAUGCAAGCUGGUUAUAUGGACAGAGUACAAAAAUACACAGAGAAAGCUCUUAUGCAGAUCGAAAAACUUAAAAUGAUUGACAAUCAUCCAUUACUCCAUACUUUUCAGCUUAUCCUAUUAGAGCAUAUUGCUAUGUGCAGAUUGGUUAUGGGAAAUCGUACUCUCGCCAUUAAAGAAACUGUGCAAGCAAUUCAUAUUUGUAAUAGAGACCAUCGUUUGAAAAUGAGACAUCAACCUGUUAUUCAUUCACUUCUAGGACUUUACUCAAUGUCAAUGAAUGUCGGAAACACUGCAGAAUUUCACUUGAGAGCUGUGCUCGCAUCACCUGUAGCAACUGCUGAACUGAAAGUACUCGCAUCUCUCAACCUAUCGAUAGUUUAUUUGCGAAUGGCAAGACAUUCCGAGUUAAAUGAACUUCUAGUUACUUUAAAUCCUGAUACGUUGCAAUCAGGAUCUCAAAGCGUGAAAGCUGCUUGCCUAUACGUAAUGGGCUUGAAUGCAUUUUUUCAAAAUCGUUUCAAUGAUGCAAAACGGUUCCUCCGAGAUACUCUCCAAAUGGCAAAUUGUGAAGAACUCAAUCGUUUGACCUCUUGUUCUCUGGUUCUUUUGGGUCACAUUUUCUAUGCACUAGGAAACUGUAAAGAAAGUAUGAACAUGGUUACACCUGCCAUGGAGCUGGCUAGUAAAAUACCUGAUAUUCAUGUUCAAUUAUGGGCAACAUCUUUAUUAAAUAAUUUGUACGGAUUUUUCGGUAACAAUCUUCAAGCUCAAAAAGCUGAUCAAACGCACAACACAUUCUCUCAACAUUAUAUGAAUGACUAUUAUCAGGCUAACCAAACACCAGAGCAUUCUUAUAUAAAUUGGACUGGAGAAUGAAACUUUCCUGAUUCAAACUCAAACUCUCAAUUUACAUGACAAAACCCCAUAUAUCUGUAUCUUUUUAUUCAAACAUUUUUUUUUUCUUAAAAUUUAAUAUAUUAUUUAUUGAGCAAAAAUUAAAUUGAUUACUACAAAAGUAUAAUGUAUUGAUAUAAAUCAAUAUCAAACCUGUAAUUUCUCUUCUUUCAAAAUACAAUGUAAUUUGA
Molecule: messenger RNA, 2288 nt
Organism: Tetranychus urticae (two-spotted spider mite)
Lineage: Eukaryota; Metazoa; Arthropoda; Arachnida; Trombidiformes; Tetranychidae
Gene: Mau2
Product: Mau2 sister chromatid cohesion factor
Biological process (GO): mitotic sister chromatid cohesion
Molecular function (GO): protein binding
Source: RefSeq, a predicted model, not a curated record